AUGUUGACGAAGCCGAAGAGUGUCAAAAUCCGCAGCUUGGGUAGUGAUCGCAAAUACGGGGUGGCGGGGAGAAGCCUGAAAGAAGUGCUGUCUAAAGCCUGCGUCUUUCUCCAGCUUCCUGUUUCCGACUGCCGACUGUGUUUGUAUGAGGAUGGCACGGAGGUGACAGAAAGUUAUUUCCGUAAUGUUCCAGAUAACACCGAGCUUAUCUUGUUAGCUCAAGGCGAGAUCUGGCACGGCUACGUGAGUGAGAUCCAGCGCUUUCUCAGGGCCUCUUCCAGCCAGACAGAUGAUAUCAUUCAUGCGGCGCAGGGGCUGCUCUCCGAGGAGAAAGCCCCCAAGUGGCGGAAGCUGCUAGCGGAUCUCAUUCAGAACCUCAGUGAGAAUAUUUCUGCCGAAAGCAGAGAGGAGGAUGAGAAGUGGUUUGAAGGGAUUGAAUCUCGCUUUAAGACAAAAUCCAGUUACAUGCGCUACAGCUGCGAGAGCAGAAUCCGAGGCUACUUGAAAGAGGUUACCAGUUAUGCCUCUGCUGUCCAUCCGGCUGCCCAAGCCAAGUAUAAAACGCUCGUGGAAGCAAUGGUUGAGAAACUGAAGUCAGAGAGAUACAACGGCUGUUAUUUCGACAGGAGGGAAGACGAGAAGGUGUGUCUUUGCACAACAGAGGGCUGGUUUUCCUGUCAAGGCCCUUUUGACAACGAAAGCUGCCCUUGCAGACACUCAAUCAAUCCCUACGGAAACCGGGAAAACAGGAUCCUCUUCAGCACCUGGAACCUCGAUCAUGUAAUCGAAAAGAAACGGACUAUCCUCCCGACAUUAGCUGAAGCCAUCUCAGCCCGUGACAGAAAGGAAGUCAGCUGGGAAUACUUCUACCAGUUGUUGUUCACCGUCGAAAACUUGAAACUUGUGCACAUUGCCUGCCACAAGAAAGCCAACCAUAACCUUAGUUGUGACAAAACCAAGAUCUACCGAAAACGAAGGCACCUCCGCAAGAUCCCAGAGAAACGCAUUCUGAAAGUAGUUUGCCAUAAGCCUGUUGCCUAAGCCCGAGGACAGAACAUUUUCAGAGCUGUAGGGUCAAUGGGAACCACUUAUUUCUGCUGUGUUCUUCGCUUGUCUGUGUUAAUGACUCUUGUGAGUGCCUAUUGGCUAGUGCCUGUGACAUUUCUCAGACAUUUAGCACACGUUAACAUCGAAUAUGCUGAGCAGUUUGCCAACUGAUUUUGGUUUUAAGGCAAAGGAAAACUGCAUAUUAUCUCCAAAAAUCUUUUUGUCGUCUGGUGAGGGGAGGCGGUCAUCUCAGCACCAAGUGGAAGAUCAGAAGUAAGUAACAAGAUAGACUUGUGCUCUUCAUUACCUUUUCCAAAACCCAGGUGGAGAAGGAAGAUCCUGCCUUUCACCAGACUGCUUUGUAUGAGCUAGUGGACCUGGGAGGAGAGAGGAGCUUCUGCAGCAGGCAAAAUGAAAGUCCCUUCCCCGCUGCUUAAGGGGGAGAGGGUACUAUUGGCAACCACAUUUGUCGAUUUUUUUGCAUACACCUAAAAAUGUAUGAAUGAGAGAAAUGUGCUUGGAAGCAGGUUCUUUCUUGAAUGCAUUCAUCAGAGCCAGGACUGGUAGCAGCUAGGAGGCAGGGGUCUGAGCUCAGCGACAGACCAGAUGAGAUUCCUGUUCAGCUCUCUGCUCACUUGGGAGCCAGCGUGCUGUAGGGGUUAGAGGGCCAGAGGGGGAUCUGGGAGAUCUAGGUUCGAUACCCCACUUGUGCCGUGGAA
Gekko japonicus is the source of this 1766-nucleotide messenger RNA. It is a transcript of the gene DFFB, whose product is annotated as DNA fragmentation factor, 40kDa, beta polypeptide (caspase-activated DNase). The record is from RefSeq and is a predicted model, not a curated record. The coding region runs from base 1 to 1041 and encodes 346 amino acids. Gene Ontology annotation, cellular component: cytoplasm; nucleus. Gene Ontology annotation, biological process: apoptotic DNA fragmentation; apoptotic process. The transcript has 7 exons. Gene Ontology annotation, molecular function: DNA endonuclease activity. Lineage: Eukaryota; Metazoa; Chordata; Lepidosauria; Squamata; Gekkonidae.